GGGAGCCCAGAGCCCGAGCUCCUCCUGCAGGGACAGACGGACGGACGUUCUUUCCAGCAAUACCAUGGCCUCUCAGCUCUGCACCUCCACCUUCUCCGCCGGCUCUGGCCGGGGCCCCUGCGGCUCUGCUGGCAGAUUCUCCCGGGUGUCCUCCUUCCGCUCUGGUGGCUCCUGCAGGGUCCCGGGGCUGGCUGGUGCUGCGGGGUCCAUCUCCUCCUUCAGGACAGGCCUCUCUGGCCCCGGGAGCUUCUUGUCCAGCUCCUGCCACCCCUCUGGAUUUGUGGGGAGCGGGGCCUGGCUCUGCGAGGGCUCCUUCAACGGCGAGAAGGAGACCAUGCAGUUCCUGAACGACCGGCUGGCCAGCUACCUGGAGAAGGUGCGGCAGCUGGAGCGGGAGAACUCGGAGCUGGAGGGCCGCAUCCGCGAGUGGUACGAGCGCCAGAUCCCCUACAUCUGCCCUGACUACCAGGCCUUCUUCAGGACCCUGGAGGAGCUGCAGCAGAAGAUCCUGCUGACCAAGUCUGAGAACGCCAGGCUGGUCUUGCAGAUGGACAAUGCCAAGCUGGCAGCAGAUGACUUCCGGGCCAAGUACGAGACGGAGCUGUCCCUGCGGCAGCUGGUGGAGUCGGACAUCAACGGCCUGCGCAGGAUCCUGGACGAGCUGACCCUGUGCAGAUCUGACCUGGAGGCGCAGGUGGAGUCGCUGAAGGAGGAGCUGCUGAGCCUCAAGAGGAACCACGAGGAGGAUGUCACCACUCUCCGCAGUCACCUCGGGGACCGACUGAGUGUGGAGGUGGAUGCCGCCCCGCCAGUGGAUCUCAACAAGAUCCUGGACGACAUGAGAUGCCAGUAUGAGGCGCUGGUGGAGAGCAACCGCAGGGAGGCAGAGACCUGGUUCAACACCCAGACCGAGGAGCUGAACCAGCAGGUGGUGUCGAGCUCGGAGCAGCUGCAGUCCUACCAGGUGGAGAUCAUCGAGCUGCGGCGUACGGUCAACGCCCUGGAGAUCGAGCUGCAGGCGCAGCACAGCAUGAGGAGCUCCCUGGAGUCCAGCCUGGCAGAGACCGAGGCCCGCUACGGCUCGCAGCUGGCCCAGAUGCAGGGCCUGAUCGGCAGCGUGGAGGCCCAGCUGGCCGAGAUCCGCUGUGACCUGGAGCGGCAGAACCAGGAGUACCAGGUGCUGCUGGACACCAAGGCCCGGCUGGAGGGUGAGAUCAGCACGUACCGGAGCCUGCUGGACAGCGAGGACUGCAAGCUUCCUGCGCACCCUUGCUCCACGGAGAGGAAGCCUGCUGUGAGCGGUUCCUACAUCGCCCCCGGGUCCUGCGCUGCUCCGGCUCCCCAGGUGGGCACUCAGAUCCGCACCAUCAAGGAGGAGAUCAGAGACGGGAAGGUGGUCUCCUCCUGGGAGCAUGUGGGGCCCCGCCCACUGUGACCCCUGGCCCUGGCCAGGAGGAGGAGGAGGCCCCAACGCUUCCUGCUGCUAACCGACCCCACCCUUUUCCCCAGAGGGGCCUCCUCUUAGCUGCGUUUUCUACCAAAAUUCUUCUUGUGUUGUUUAUGGUCUUAACUGUGCUUUUUACACCACGCAAAACCAGAUUCCCCUGGACAUG
Molecule: messenger RNA, 1613 nt
Organism: Fukomys damarensis (Damara mole-rat)
Lineage: Eukaryota; Metazoa; Chordata; Mammalia; Rodentia; Bathyergidae
Gene: Krt36
Product: keratin 36
Exons: 7
Coding region: 65-1435 (456 amino acids)
Molecular function (GO): structural molecule activity
Source: RefSeq, a predicted model, not a curated record